UGCCGUGGAGACGAGGCUGAGCCCCGCCCCCUCCUUCCGGCCCCGGGACCAUGGUGCUCAUCAAGGAAUUUCGGAUAAUCCUGCCAAUCUCUGUGGAUGAGUACCAGGUGGGACAGUUGUAUUCUGUGGCCGAGGCAAGUAAGAAUGAGACUGGUGGCGGUGAAGGUGUUGAAGUGUUAAAGAAUGAGCCAUACGAGAAAGAUGGUGAGAAAGGACAGUACACGCACAAGAUCUACCACCUUCAACGCAAGGUGCCCAAGUUUGUACAGAUGCUGGCUCCUGAGGGUGCUCUGAACGUGCACGAGAAGGCUUGGAACGCAUACCCAUACUGCAGAACUGUCAUUACGAAUGAAUAUAUGAAGGAUGACUUCCAGAUCAAAAUUGAAACCUGGCAUAAGGCUGAUCUAGGCAACGCAGAUAAUGUACAUGGCCUUGAUCCCACCACAUGGAAAAAUGUUGAAGUUGUUCACAUAGACAUCGCAGACCGGAGCCAGGUUCACUCAAGGGAUUACAAACCAGAGGAGGACCCCGCCAUAUUCAAGUCUGUCAAGACAGGUCGUGGGAAACUGGGCCCUAAUUGGAAGAAAGAACUGGCAAAGAGAAAAGAUUGGCCACACAUGUGUGCUUACAAACUGGUGACCGUGAAGUUUAAAUGGUGGGGCCUUCAGAGUAAAGUGGAGAGCUUUAUCCAGAAGCAAGAAAGGCGUUUAUUCACAGUCUUCCACCGGCAGCUGUUCUGUUGGAUGGACAGGUGGAUUGAUCUUACCAUGGAUGACAUCCGACGUAUGGAGGAGGAAACAAAGAAAGAGCUGGACGAGAUGAUAUUAAAUGGUCCAGUGAGGGGACUGACAGCUACUGAUGACUAGCACCAGUUUCCUGUUUUUAGCUCUUCUCGAAGACUGCGUCCAAGGCUUCAACACCCCAGCCAAUGAGAGAAGUCUCUGUUCGCCGAGUAAACCAUCCCCGUCACCUCAUUUACAGGAUGAUUUCUAACCAAGCCUCCGGUGUUUCUAAAAGAAAUUGAUUGUGAGCAGACAGAGAAAUUUAAAACAGAGCACUAAAUUUAAUCCCAUGCAGAGUAUAUUGAGUGUUAGGGUUUGCUGUGUGCUGUACCUGUUAAUGAUAUACUGUGUGUCUGGACCAAAACCUGAUUGUGGUUAAUAGAUGGUGACCAAUCUGAUCUAUCCCAGCAAGUAGCCAUUAUGUGCUGUUCUGUUAUUAAUCAUUUCCAGUCAUGUCACUAUAACCCACUAAUUGUUAAUUUAUAGAGAAUCAUUAAGUUAUUCGGUUGUCUUAAAGUGCAAUAAGAUGCCCCCAUCUCUCCGGGAGCGCGACUGCAUUCCGUGGUCUCCAAGAGCACAGGAAGAUCAGUGAAGAAAUGAAAUGUGGGGCUGGGAGUCUGGAGGAGUGGGGUAAAGAGUCCAUGUCCUGCUCCCAUUCCCCUCCUCCUGAGAGGUCAGAAAAGCUUUGCUCAGCGUGGCUCUACUGAUGUCAAUGAUGGGAAUCCCGACUUGUUUUUAUGGGGCAUCUGUCAUUGUGAGAGGGGCUUUAACUCCAUUGAAAGCUGCUCCCUGUUGUAACAGACAUGAGGAUGUGUUAGCCUGUUUGAUUUUAAUCGUGCUGCUGAUAGCUGGAUACAAAUUGCCCAGAGCACAGGAGCUCACCUCAGGACUGAGAUUCAGUAACAUAUCUCCCUUUUACCGACCCACUGUCCCCCACCCCACCCCACCUCGUCCUGGCUUAGUUCCCCCUGUGCUGUUUAUUUCAUGCACAUUCUGCAUCCCUCUCUUAAUCAGUAUUCUUCUCCUCUCUCAUAGUCAUCUUGAAGAAAAUGUCACUUAUUUUUUUUAAUUGUUUCACUCACGCAAUAAUAAAAAAAUUCCAAUAGCA
Hemiscyllium ocellatum (epaulette shark) is the source of this 1890-nucleotide messenger RNA. RefSeq names its product phosphatidylinositol transfer protein, alpha a (gene pitpnaa). Gene Ontology annotation, cellular component: cytoplasm. The transcript is spliced from 12 exons. Gene Ontology annotation, biological process: phospholipid transport. The record is from RefSeq and is a predicted model, not a curated record. NCBI's taxonomy places the organism in Eukaryota, Metazoa, Chordata, Chondrichthyes, Orectolobiformes, Hemiscylliidae. Gene Ontology annotation, molecular function: phosphatidylcholine binding; phosphatidylinositol binding; phosphatidylcholine intramembrane carrier activity. Bases 51 to 866 code for a protein of 271 amino acids.